Messenger RNA from Effrenium voratum, 1978 nucleotides. Lineage: Eukaryota; Dinophyceae; Suessiales; Symbiodiniaceae. The record is from the annotation of a GenBank genome assembly.
GACGACCUGUCCCUAGAAUCGACGAUUUCGCCAUGGCAACGAUGGCGAAGAGAAGUCAAGGACCGGUGUGCGAAGACACCGAGUGCAUCAUUUGCUUUGAGACUCUUGAGGGCAGGGGCGGUGCCGUGUCGCUGCCCUGCAACUGCAAAGUGGCAUAUUGCCAUCAAUGCUGGGACAGAUCCUUGGCGGCCAGCAUGUCCAGCUGCGGGGCCGCGCUCUGCCCCAGCUGCCGGAGCUCCAUGCAGGUGGACUUUGAUCCAGACAGCCGGCAGCUGACCUUCUCCCGAUCGCAAGAGGGAGGCAGCUCUGGCUUCAAGAGGGAUUGGCGCAAGCGCUUGUACAAGCAGGCAAGGCCUGCACAGAUACAGCUUCUGCAGGACUUUGGCAAGGCUUCAGCCGCCCACAUGGACACAGAUGGCUCCGAUCGGCGAAGGGAGGUUCUGACGAGAUCACUUUGCGGGUUGCACCUGAUGCGACGUGUCCGUGGAUAUAAGAUCGCCUUGACGCGCGACCAGAGGUCUCUGGAGCAACUCGUCGAGUCCUGGCGUGUCAAGCAGAAGUUUGGAACUCGGGCAAUCCCUUCCUCACCGCCACAGCAACGACGCAGUGACUACCGUUUGAUCUCCCAUAAGCCAGAAGUCCGCUGAAGAGUAGCCAUGUUUUUGAUGGGAGCCCCAUUUCUUGCUUCGCAGGAGGGUCCAAGGCAAACCCCUCGAAUCUCUUUGGUGCCCUUGUUUUCGGUUUGGGAGUGAGUUUGGUUCUCAUUAGUGCCACCUAUUUGUCCAACUGGGCGUUUCGCAUGGCGCCCUCACAGCUCGUGUGGCAGUCCGACAACGGCAAGUGCUCCACGUUGCCGUGGUCCGCGGCCGGCACCGGCGGCCUGUUACUACACCGCAGCCAGCCGUUUCUGGGGGCCUGGCUCCGCGAGCUGUGGCCUGGGGAGGAGCCGAGGGACGUGGUGGAGGUCAGCUUCUACUCACAAGGGUUCUGCCUGGUCGUCGCGUUCUUUCCCGGCGGGAAGCCGCACAGCCACUUCUUGCGAAAGGGUGCAAAUUCGGUGCGGCUGCGCUGGGAGAAGGGCGGCGACCGUGGAAGCUGUGGGCGGAGGUGGCUGGAGAGAGGCUGGUGCUGCCGAUGACCUUCCAAACUCCCGAGCCGAAGUUGGACCUGCACACGACAGAAGAGUGGGUGGACCGCUUCUAUGCUUCCUUGCUUCCCCUGCCUGGGCCUGCCGAGCUCCAAACCGAAGUCAGCCAGCUCAUGUUGGAGCUUCAGAUGGAGAAGCUGCACAAUGCGGAGAUCCAGCAGCAGCUCGAGCAGUAGCUCAGGAGAAGGAGCAGAAGGCGGAAAUCAUACAGGAGAAACAGAACCUGCAGAAGCAGCUUGACGAUCUGAUGGCUUUGCAACGUGAGAACGAGGCCCUUCAGCGGACUGUGCUGACUUCGAAGGUCCAGAAGUCAGAGGAACUGGCACAGCACAUCUUGAAGCUGAAAGAGGAUUGCGACGAUGUGUUGGCCUUCAUCCUCCCUGGCACUAGCGUUUCUCAAGAUGAAGGUCCAGGCGCAGUCACGGUGUCAAACAAUGUGACGGACUCCUUCUUUCCUGUUGGAGACCAGUCAGAUGUUCAGUCCGCCAGCGAUGCGAGCAGCCGAUCGGCCAAGUGCUUCGGGCUUCGCACCCAAUACAGUGCUGCCGGGUGCGGACGGCCAUCUGCUGCGCGUCGAGAAGCUGAGGAUUGGCGACCGCGUGCGCCUGCACGACCGAACUGACACCGCUGUGGCCGGCCUAAAGUUGCACCGCAAGAGGCCCUACGACUUGGUGGAGCUCACCACGCGCCAGGGGCGCUUCACUGUGUCCAAGGAUCUCCGCGUGGCAGUGCCUGGCCCAGCUGGGGCAUGCGUCUCAAGGGCUACGGUAACUGGAAACUGACACUUGUGGCGUCAACACACCUUAACUCACUGCGGGGUCUGCAACAGCC